This is a messenger RNA of Striga hermonthica, 2967 nucleotides long. The record is from the annotation of a GenBank genome assembly. Lineage: Eukaryota; Viridiplantae; Streptophyta; Magnoliopsida; Lamiales; Orobanchaceae.
AUGGAUAGUAAACGUCGGCCAUUCGAUAGAUCUUUCUCCAAAGAAACUGGGCUGAAGAAACCAAGGCUCGCCGAGGAACCUACCGCACCAGAUCGCAUCUCCAAUGGCCGUGCCGGGAUCUUUCAGCGGUCGGCGGUUCCUAAUUCGAGCUUUGGUGGAGACCCGCGUGCACAUAGGGACCGAGAUUCAGAGGGCGGCGACCCCGUUCGUGGGGCUUACCAGCUGCAGCCGGGUCAGCAGGAGCUGGUGGCUCAGUACAAGACGGCUUUAUCUGAGCUGACGUUCAAUUCGAAGCCGAUUAUAACGAACUUGACAAUUAUUGCCGGUGAGAGUAUGCAGGCGGCCAAGGCCAUUGCAGCAGCUAUCUGCAUCAAUAUCCUUGAGGUUCCUACCGAUCAAAAACUGCCAUCCCUCUAUUUGUUAGACAGUAUUGUGAAGAACAUUGGGAGGGAUUACAUAAAAUACUUUGCUUCCAGGUUACCCGAGGUUUUCUGCAAGGCUUAUAGACAGGUUGACCCUUCAGUACAUCCAGGCAUGCGCCACCUUUUCGGGACCUGGAAGGGAGUUUUCCCUCCGCAGACCCUUCAAAUGAUAGAGAAGGAACUUGGAUUCACUACGACACCCAAUGGUUCUUCAUCCGCAACAACUUCUAGGCCUGAGUCCCAAGGCCAACGUCCUGCUCAUAGCAUUCAUGUUAACCCCAAGUAUUUGGAGGCAAGGCGGCUUCAGACCACUAGAGCAAGAGGAGCUGGCAGUGAAAAUAGUGAAGCCCUGGUGAGCUCUCACGAGGAUGCUGAAGCACUGGAUAGGACACCCAGUAUUAGUUCAGGGAAAUCAUGGGCUAAUGCGUAUGCUAAGCCUGUUAAGCAUUAUCAUCUCGGAGAUCAGGUGCACGAACCUGUUUGUGAUAAGAAUUCGAGUAUGGCAUCGGAUUCGGAGUACGGUUCCGCCAUAUCAGGACGUUUAGGUUUGGUAACUGGAAGAGUGGUUGAUAAAGCUAAAGAGUCAGGCUAUGGCAAGCCCUGGUAUGCAUCUAGCAGUGACAUUACUGGAAUUUCUGAGAAGAAGAAUGGUUUUGGCCUGAAACACGGACAUGAAAGCCGUGCUGCUCAUGAUCCCUUUAUUUCUGACUCAGCCCCUCAGUUGAAGCAAAAAUCGGUUAUUGCUAACUCUAACGGGAUGAGUGGGGACUGGAAGGACACCGAGGAGGAGGAGUAUAUGUGGGACGAAAUGAAUUCGAGAUCCACUGUUCGUGGCUCUGCUGAUGCCUCAACAAAAGAUCAUUGGGCACCUGAUAAUUACGAAAGAUUGGGCUUUGACAGUCAUCUCCAAAGGUCUCAAAGUUUGCACGAUAAUGUAACAAGGGACGAUGAUGAAGCCUCAGCCGAUUCUAUCUUCUUGGACCCAACCCAAGUGAUUCCCAAGACUCAAUUGCCCGAGUGGUCACAUAAGUCACAUCCACCGGAAGGGAGGAUAGCAUCAGCUACUGUUAAAAAUAUACCGAUCUAUUCUACUGGGAAAAGCUCUCAAAUUAUGUCGGCCAAGGCACGCCCGGGUCCAUCUCAUGUUGCACCCUCGAGCUUAAAGUUGUCAACGAGAUCUGGAAUGCAUCAACACCCAUCAUCACCUUCUUUAUCCUCACAUGACGUGAAAAACCAGCUACCAAACAAUUUUCCCGAGCGCAACCGAGCAUCCACUGGGCUUCCUAUGGAUCCAAGAAGGCCUUCAGGGUAUAAGAAUUCGUCUGAUGAUUCCCUGUCUUUGCCACAAAAGAUACGGUCUUCAUCUCCCGUCAUUCCCCCUGUUCGGCAAAGGAAAAAUGCUACUGCAGCAGCAGCCCAAUUGAGGAAUCCAGAAGCUUCUGGAUUUGAAUCUUCAGGUCAACUACAUGAUGACUUGUUGCGUUCACAAAAUCCUGGCGGCUCUGAAAACCGAUCAACUAUGGGUAACUCGUCAUCCGACCAGUCGAAUCCUCUCACAGUUGACUCCCCAGGAAAAUCCAUUACCAGCAAUUUGUUUGAUGCUGUAGGAAAAAGUAGAAUGUCAAAGAGUACCAUCUCCAGUAGCUUAAAUAAGCCGAGCCCUCAAGAAGAUUUGCCGGGAUUAACCUCGAACCUCCCUGAAAAGACGCCAAUUGCAGUUGACUUCUCACCGAAUCCCGUUUCGAACCUUCUAAGCACUUUGGUCGCAAAAGGUUUGAUAACCUCUUCAAAAUCCGGCUCACCGCUGCCUGAACCUCCCAAAAUAGCCGAUAAGCCCAUAGACAGAGUAUCUAUGUCCACAAGCUCAGGUCCAAAACCUCUCACGCCUAAAACUGAAGGGCCAUCCUCAUCCGAGCCUGAUGCUGCUGCUGCUACGGUUAGUACGUCUGAGGGUUCGCUCGGGUCACCACCAAAAAUAAAAAAUCUCAUCGGUUUCGAAUUCAGGCCACAUGUGGUCCGUAAUUUGCAUCCGGAUGUGGUAAAUGAUCUUUUUACCGAUGUCCCGUACCAGUGUAACAUAUGCGGUCUCAGGCUUAAACUCCAAGAACGGCUCGAGAGGCACAUGGAGUGGCAUGCAUCGAAGUCUCCCGAGGAGAAUGAUGAUAAUAAAAAUAAUAAUAGUAAUAAUAUUAAUAAUAAAUCGAGGAGUUGGUACACAAAUAUAGUCGACUGGGUUGCGAGAAUCGACCCUCUGGAAGAUUCUGGAUGUUCCGAUGACAUUCCGGAAGAAGAUAAAGGGCCCUUGGUCCCAGCAGACGAGAGCCAGUGCGCGUGUUUUUUGUGUGGGGAGUUGUUUGAGGACUUUUACAGCUGCGAAAGGGAUGAGUGGAUGUUUAGAGGGGCUAUUUACUUGACCGACCCAUCGAGUUCUGGUGAGCUUCCAAGUCCUAUUAUAGUCCAUGCGGACUGUGUAACGGAGGAUUGUGUUCGCGACUUGGGGCUGGCUUGUGAUGUCAACUUGGAUUUGGAGGCUGCUAUGCCUUAA